Molecule: messenger RNA, 2155 nt
Organism: Monodelphis domestica (gray short-tailed opossum)
Lineage: Eukaryota; Metazoa; Chordata; Mammalia; Didelphimorphia; Didelphidae
Source: RefSeq, a predicted model, not a curated record
AUGGCCAACCUUGGACCUGGAAAACAAGUGAUGGAACACAGUGCUCUCCUUUUCUUGGAGAAUUGGAAGGCUACAGGAUUCAAGCCGAAGUCACGAUCCCAAAUGCCCACGCCUCGAGGCAAGCUAGAAGCGGAUUAUACCGGUGCCCAACCGGAGGUGGCCCCGCACCUGCUACCCCCCCCCUCCCCUGGCGCUGGAGGCGGAGCGCUGGCUCUCACCUCCCUGGAGUCCGGCCAAGCGGACUCCCAGCCCCGCCCGCCCACUCGCUCCCCCGGUGAGGGUUGGCGGGCGGGGGCUGCCUGGCACUGUGGAAUAAGCCUGGGCACUGGGGCGGGUCUGGAGAAACGAAGCGCGUUCCCAACGCGGAGUAGGAGCAGAGAGCGAGCUCCACGCAGCCCGCCCAGCACCUCCGCAAUCUCCUUGCAGCCCGCAGCCGCAGCGCCCCGCACAGCUCCCAGGCGCGGGGUCCCACCCCCACCCCGGGCCCGGCACGAGAGGUGCAACCAGCACUCAGGCCGCAGCUCGGCGCGCGCUGGGAGAAAGCGGAGGGCAACGGCGAGCUGGGCCCGCUGCCAGCGCUCUCCCCGACCCCCCGCUCCCUGGGUCGGGAGGCGGCGGGACCCACCUGGCGGAGCGGCGGCGGCAUCACCUGCGGGGCGCGGCGGCGCGGCUGGCCCGGGGCGCGCGGGGCUGGCGGGGGCGCGGCGCGGCGCCCUGGACCCUGCUCCCGCGGCCCCUCCCGCGGCUGCCAGCCGGACGCGCGGCGGAGGAGCCGGGGCACCGGCGGGGGCGACGGCGGCAGCGGCGGCGGGAGCAGCAGCACAUGACUCUGUAACGAGGGGAAUUAGACAAAGCGUAACAUGGACUCCGGGGCCGGUGCUGGCGCUGCAGCCUCGGGACCAACCGCAGCCGGCGAGCGCCGCGACUGGCCCGGCCGCAACCAAUGGAGCUGCCUGCGGCCCCCAUGUGAUUGCGAGCGAGCUCUGCCCGGCCGGCCCCUCCCCACUCUCCGGGGCCCUCCGCCGGGGCCGCGGUGCUCCGGGCCCCGCUCGCGCCGCCACGCAGGACGCACACGCCCCGGGGGCGCGCGGGGAGAGCGGCGGUUGCGAGCUGUCCUUGCUUGGCAGCAGGUGCAGCCAGGCCUGGAGCCCGGGCUCCGUGCGUCCUCCUUAUGUGCCUACCUGGGCCGGGGCCUUACAAUGAACCGGCCCCGACCCAAGGCAGAGGCGCCGGGGGGCUCUGGGGUUAGGGGCACCCCCAGAUGUAACCAAUAAACUGCUGUACGUGCAGGGCAGGGGUAGGACAGACGGGCAGGGAGGACAGUUACGCAAGUCCCAUCCCCCCAGCGGAGAAUGCCCAUCUGCUUAGUCUGGGCGCAGCAUUAAUCUGACCGUCCGCAUUGUCCUUACCUCUUUUGUUUGGUUCGUCUUCUAGGGUUCGGGGCGCUUCUCUGGAAUGUCUCCCUUUCCCCUUUUUUGUGGUGGAGAAGUGAAAAGGAGAGAGGGGGAUUUGUUGCAAGCUUGCCUAAGAAGUCAGCAGGAGGAGCAAAGAAAACUAGCACCCAUAAAGGAAAGUCCAAAGCCCUGUUGGAUAUCCUUGAAGUUGUGACUUUGGGAGAACUGGAUUGUCUGCCAGUCUGGGGAAACCCUGAAGGCCUUCUCCUCAGUUGUGGCAAAUGUGGUUCAGAGCUGCCUUUCUCAAGGCUUUGAACUUGCCUGACCAAAAAUGCCAAGAGACAACUGCUCCUGGGUCUGAGAGUUGGAAUAAAGCAAUGCCUGAGGACACUUGCUGGGGGCAGCCAGGAACUGCAAGAGAAAGCAUGUCUGGCAGCACCCUUCCCACCCCCACCACCACUAAGAAAGGGAUCAUCUUUAUAUUAGGGACUGGAAUAGAUUGGUAGCUUAUGGGCAUCUGUGGGAGGAAUGAACUUGUAUGGGUGUUAAAUUCUUAAUUGUAAAUAACACACUAGUUUGAGAAUCCUGCCAGCCUGAGUUGAUUGAAAGUUUUUCAUUGUGGUCAAGCAAUCCCAGCUAUUACUUUGUCCAUCCUAAUUUAAGCCUUAAGAUGUAUGGAGAGCACAUCUUUGAAAAUAAAGCUUUUUGGAUUUGGGUUUUUUAAAUCAGUAAAAAUAAAGUUUGCAAAUUGACAGCUACAA